Molecule: messenger RNA, 1209 nt
Organism: Phragmites australis (common reed)
Lineage: Eukaryota; Viridiplantae; Streptophyta; Magnoliopsida; Poales; Poaceae
Product: two-component response regulator EHD1-like
Exons: 5
Coding region: 1-1026 (341 amino acids)
Biological process (GO): phosphorelay signal transduction system; cytokinin-activated signaling pathway
Molecular function (GO): DNA binding
Source: RefSeq, a predicted model, not a curated record
AUGGACCAAGAGCUGUGGCAUUCUGGUCUGAGAGUUCUGGUUAUCGACAACAACUCUUCAUACUUGUCAACUAUGGAAGAACUACUUAUGAAGUGCAGCUACAAGGUCACAACAUAUAAGAAUGUCAGAGAAGCAAUGUCCUUCAUCUAUGGCAACCUGCAAACAGUUGACCUCAUCAUUAGCGAUGUGUUCUUUCCAACUGAAGACGGUUUGCUCAUUUUGCAAGAAGUUACCUCGAAGUUUGACAUCCCUACCGUGAUAAUGUCUUCGAACGGAGAUACGAACACAGUGAUGAAGUACAUCACCAAUGGGGCUUCCGACUUCCUGAUAAAGCCUGUGAGAAUCGAAGAACUGAAGAACAUAUGGCAGCAUGUGUUCCGGAAGAAACUCAGGGAGCACAGGAAGAACAAUGAUGCCCAACACAUCGAUCAGCUGUUCUAUCCACCAACUGUAGCUCCUUCUACGUGUGCCGUUAGAACCACGGGUAUCACCGAAGCUACUACUACAAUGGAGAGUGAUAUAAGAGAGAUCAAUGGGAUGGUCACCGAUAUCCGGGAUCUCAGGAAGUCAAGGCUCAGCUGGACCGUGCAGCUGCACCACCAGUUCAUUGCGGCGGUGAAUUCCCUGGGAGCUGAUAAGGCAGUUCCAAAGAAGAUAUUGGAGAUGAUGAAGGUUAAACAUUUGACAAGAGAGCAAGUUGCAAGCCACCUGCAGAAAUACAGGCUUCAUCUGAGAAAAUCAACUCAAACAUUGCGCAAAUAUGAUCCUACUUCAUCUUCAAGUCAUCCCAAUAAAUCAAACAUUCUUAAAACCCAACUCAACCGUUCUUCGAAUUCAAUGUAUUUCGAUCAAGAUGGAUGCAUGGAGAUCACAGACUACUCUUUGCCCAAGGAUGACCUAUCAAGUGGCUUGGAUUGUAUGCUGGGAGAACGAAGCAACUACUCACCUGAAGGUUUUCAGGAUUUCAGAUGGGAUUCAGAUAAACAGCCAUCUGAAACAGAUUUAUGGAAUUUCGAGGCAGAGUGACUCUAUCACUAACAGCAUGCAUGUCACGAAGUGUAAGUAAUUAAGUAUAUGCCCCAGUUAAUAUGUCGUGUGCUGAAUAAGAGUCUGUGUAGAGUAGUACCUUUGAUCUCCCCAGAAGUAUGUAUUGACUACUUGUAUCAUAAUUUCAUAUUAAUUGGCAAUAUAAGACUGGUUUGAAGCUCC